UUAUUUUCAUCUCCACCUCUCCACCACAGCCAAAUGUUUUUGGCAAAAUAAAUUUUACGAAACCAUUCACCAUGUAAAUUUAAUUACUUAUAACGGACAAACAAUAUCAACAACAACAUGAAACUUCUUAGGUAGCCAUGUACGAACAAUAAAAUUCCCUUUAGCCUUCAACUCCAAAUGCCAUAGAUCGCCAUACCGACGAACCAUAACUGCAGUUAAAAUGUUGAAAAUUGAUAAUACCGCCGCUAAAUCCAAUACUGCAAAAUGUGCAUCGGCCGUGAAAACAGCUCUAAGAAAACGGGGAGAUCAGUCACUUCCAUCCAUGUCACAGAGCAAAAAUGUAGGUUUACUAAAACGUGAUAAAAAAUAUAGCCCUGAUAUCAAAACUGGCAUUAAUUUGAAGAAAGCCUUCAACGUGGAAAGAGUGGGAAUAAAAAAAUCUGGCUCUGUGAAAAAAACAAAGCCAGUAAAAUCGAGCAUACUCAGUAAAUUAAACCUUAGCCAAACUGAUAAUGAGUUAAACCGACAUCGAGUAAAGAAAACACCGAAAAGAAGUCAAGGCAAACUAAGCAAUGAUAAAUUAAAUAAAGAAAAACCUAAACAAGGGAAAUCUAAUAGUGAGUCUAGAACUAGCCUAGAGAUACAAAAUAAGGGGCAAAGAAAAUGUCCAGGGAAAUUGACUGAUAAAACAAAAAAUUCUCCGAGUCAUUUAAGGAACUUAGAACGCCGAAUAAGUACUAAGAUUUGGCAAAUAUUGAGUCGCGAUUCAUUCCUUUUGGAUUAUGAUAAAUUCAAUAGCCAAAUUCAGGCAUCAGAUUCAGAAACGAAGAGGUACAUAAUAUCUGUAAUAAAGAAAUGUAAUAAUAAAGAGUUCAAGAAAUGUAAUAUACCGAUGGAGCCUGAACCGAGUAUAGAAAGUAUAAGCAGCAGUAAGGACAACAGGAAGAAAGCAAUGAAACGAAGAGUGAGAAGACAUCUCUGGCAGUUGGCUAAAACUUCUAUACGACAUAGCGCUCAUUGGACUCAGUUUUUAGCUGAAAACAAUAUAAUACUAGACAACAUAAACAUUGACAAGAUUGACCUCAGCCUCAUCGAUGUAGACGCUUUGGGAAUUGAGAACAAAUUACUAAAGCGUACAAUAACGUGGCUCCUUAAAUGAAAUAAUGUUGAAAGUGAAGCUUACGUGAUAAUAUAGUUAAAUAUUUGCGUAACCCAAGAUAUAUAAUAAAUAAACGAUAAAAAAUGUAACCGUUGUUUUUCUUUUUUGAGCUCUUUCGCUUUUCUGAACGUAAUUUGAAAAAUGUCACAUUGACGGCUUUUUCACGAUGUUACUAAAAUGACACGUAAAGAACACCAAACCAGCAAAAAAAUAUAAUUUUAUUAAAAUAUGCCCUUUAUUUCAAAAUACAAAUACACAGAUGUUAAGUUGGCAUGACGAAUGAUGAGAGAAAUUGAGGCAGAGUACGAGUAGAAAUUUUUGACGAGUCGAUGUAAAAUAAUCUGGUUCAAGCAUUGCACAAUUUCCAUACUAAUAUGAAUAUACCUUUAGGGAAAUGUUCAAACGACACACUAAAGGUUGUACAAAAUAAUUUUAAACAUCUUGAAAAUCCUUACUUCUCCUUGCGGAAUAAUCUACGUAGUGAAGUCGAUGUGACAAAUAAUGAACGCACUCCUUUGCCGACUCAAAUCAAAAACAUCAUUUUACCAAGAAAAGUCUAUAAUGUUGGAAGGAUUCAAGUAGAAAAAUCAAAUUUCGUAAAUAAAACUGGACAACGGAAGUCACCAGAAGAUAAGAGACAUCAGGAAAAGGUAAUUCACGUGCAAACACGAAAACGUGAUAGGUCUAAAAGUAUUCAGAGACUCACUCAAGAGAACAAUAAAAAAUCAAGUAUUGCGAACGAAAAAUAUGCACAAAGUACAACGCAAAGGAUGUAUGAGAAGACACACCAAGAAUGGAACCAAAGCGAAAUGAAGCCUAGGAUCUCAUCAGGCCAUAGACAGAGUAUGGAAUAUCAAAUAAAUAAUAAAAUAUGGGAAAUAUUAAGAAGUGAUCUUCCCAUAGACUGGGACGACGAGAAGCAUCCGUGUCAAGUCAAUCUCACAAACUCGGAAAUGAAUAAUUAUAUUAUAUCAGUCAUCAUAAAGAAUAAUAAAGAAGAGUUAAAACAUUAUAAUGAUCCUUGUGAGUCGCAGACCAGCAAAGAUACUAUAAGCAGUGGUCGAUAUCGCCAAACAGAUACGAGUGAUAGAAGGAAAUUCAUUAAACGUGAAAUUAGGAGACACCUCUGGCAGUGGCUAAUGGUUGCUUUACAAAAUAACGAACGUUGGAGCAAAUUCUUUGCAGAAAACCAUAUUGCUUUUGAUAAUAUCAAUAUUGUCGAGUUUGACCUCAGUUGCAUAGAUGUGGAUGCGCUAGGAAUCGAGAACAAAUUGCUGAAACGUACAAUAGCGUUGCUCUCUAAACGAUAAGCCAAGCCAGUCUUAAUAAUUAACAUGUAUUCAGAUAAACUUUAUAAGCAACGUUAAAUCUUGUGGGAAAUUAAAAAAAAAUUAAGUAUUAAUAUUAUAUCUAUGACAUUUAUUCAAUUUCUUAGAAAAAAAUAUGGACUCGAAAGUAUAAGUAUUUUGUCAACCGUACCUAUAUUUAUAGGCAAAAGUUAAUUGAAAUAUACAUCCAUUUAAGAUAAGGGUGAUGCAAAGGCUAUGUGGCAGUUCGUGCGUUGCGAUCGCGAUAUUCGCCAUUGCACUAUUUAUGGCCAUCAUAGGGAAUUGCAAGGCUAAUUGCAUAGGCCAAUAUCUCUUUCAAAAUGCUCGGCGAAACGAACCUGAAGCAACUACGCUAGACAACUUAUCUUAUACUAUUAGACGUGGACCUUCAUUUCCGAAAAAAGCUAAAGAUAAAACUACUGCAGGACGGCGACGUAACCGUUGCUGUCCAUACGAGUUCGAUGGCAAUGACUGCAGGGUCCUGGACGACCGGGUGCUCUGCGGGUACGACAAGAAUGUUGGAAAACCUAAAAGUAAAAGACAAAUGGUUGAAAUGACUGGGGGCUGUAGAUUACGAGGUGGGAGGUUGGAAUGCGGGUAUGCACAGGGUCCAUACACAAAUCCGAGGAGACCACCGGUUUGGGACAACCCACCGUUUAACAGCGGUGCCGAAGGCGACGGAACAGGUAACGGCAUCUCUGGUGAGAACUCAGGAAGGGGUUCUACGAGAAGGCCAGCUGCGGUGACUAAAUGUAUGGAAGUGAAUAACCGUAUUGUUUGUAGGAAAGUAUAGUUCCUUCGAUACCUGUCAAUAAAUAUAGUUAUACAUAA
Messenger RNA from Helicoverpa armigera (cotton bollworm), 3318 nucleotides. RefSeq lists its product as uncharacterized. Bases 221 to 1159 code for a protein of 312 amino acids. The transcript is spliced from 4 exons. The record is from RefSeq and is a predicted model, not a curated record. Lineage: Eukaryota; Metazoa; Arthropoda; Insecta; Lepidoptera; Noctuidae.